CGGCGGAGGGCGCGGCCGUGUGCGGGAGCGACGGACGCACCUACCCCAGCCUGUGCGCGCUCCGGGCGGAAAACCGUGCCGCGCGUGUCCGGGGCGAGUUCCCGGCCGUGCCGGUGCAGAAGGGCGCCUGUGGGAGCCCAGGGACCAGAAGCGCAGGCUGGCUGCGGAGUAAGUACAAUUUCAUCGCCUCGGUGGUGGAGAAGGUGGCGCCUGCUGUGGUUCACUUGCAGCUGUUCCGCAGGUCACAUCUCGGCAGCAAGGACAUUCCUGCAUCCAGUGGCUCUGGGUUCAUAGUGUCUGAGGAUGGGCUCAUUGUUACCAAUGCUCAUGUCCUCACUAACCAGCAGCGCAUCCAAGUGGAGCUCCAGAGUGGGGUCCAGUAUGAAGCCACUGUCAAGGACAUUGACCAUAAAUUGGAUCUUGCACUGAUUAAGAUUGAGCCACAUACUGACCUUCCUGUUCUGUUGCUGGGAAGAUCAUCUGACCUUCGGGCUGGAGAGUUCGUGGUGGCCUUGGGCAGCCCAUUUUCUCUGCAGAACACAGUGACUGCAGGGAUUGUCAGCACCACACAGCGAGGGGGCAAAGAGCUGGGGCUGAAAGAUUCAGACAUGGACUAUAUCCAGACUGAUGCCAUCAUCAAUCACGGGAAUUCUGGGGGGCCUCUGGUGAACUUGGAUGGUGAUGUGAUUGGCAUAAACACACUGAAGGUGACUGCCGGAAUCUCCUUUGCGAUUCCCUCAGAUCGAAUCCGGCAGUUCUUGGCAGAAUACCAUGAGCGCCAGUUGAAAGGCAAGGCUCCUUUGCAGAAGAAAUAUCUGGGUCUGCGAAUGCUGCCUCUCACUCUGAACCUUCUUCAAGAAAUGAAAAGGCAAGAUCCAGAUUUUCCUGAUGUGAGCUCUGGGGUUUUCAUAUAUGAAGUGAUUCAAGGAACAGCUGCUGAGAGUUCUGGGUUAAGAGACCGUGAUGUAAUUGUCAGCAUCAAUGGGCAGCCAGUUUCCAGCACAGCCGAUGUCAUUGAAGCUGUUAAAGACAAUGAUUCCCUUUCCAUCACUGUGCGUCGGGGAAGCCAAACCUUGUUUCUGACAGUCACACCUGACAUAAUCAGUUAAGCAUCUUACCUUAAAAGAGAUUUAACAAAA
Chinchilla lanigera (long-tailed chinchilla) is the source of this 1139-nucleotide messenger RNA. RefSeq names its product HtrA serine peptidase 4 (gene Htra4). Gene Ontology annotation, biological process: programmed cell death; positive regulation of apoptotic process; proteolysis. The record is from RefSeq and is a predicted model, not a curated record. Gene Ontology annotation, molecular function: serine-type endopeptidase activity; protein binding. Lineage: Eukaryota; Metazoa; Chordata; Mammalia; Rodentia; Chinchillidae.